AUGAAGAAGAAAUCCAAAACCAGCAGCGAACUCAUUCCCAACACCAAGGAGAUCAACGGCGAUGAAGAGGAGGAGAAGGAUGAGAAUGAUGAGAAGAAGGAGAAUGAGAAUGAGAAUGAGAAGGAGAAUGAGAAGGAGACGGAGAAGGAGAUGGAGAUCAAAACGGAGACAGAGAUCGAGAUGGACAUGGGCAUGGAGAUGCAUGUGGAGAUGGAGAUGGAGAUGGAGAAAGAGAAGGAGCAAGUGAUGGAGAAGGAGGAGGAGGAGGAGAAAAAUAGUGGCCGCAAGGAAAAAAAAGAAAAAAAUAAGGAAAAGAAGGAGAAAAAACUCCGACAGAAGGAGAAAGACUUAGAGCCCAAGGAGAGCAAUGACGAAGAUGAAAAGGAGAAGGAGAAAAAUAAUGAUCACAAAGACAAAAAAGAAAAAUUCUUUUCUAGGUUAAGAAAGGAGAAAAAGCUCCGACCAAAGGAGAAAGACGCCGAGUCCAAGGAGAGCAAUGAUGACGAGGAGAAGGAGAAGGACAAGGACAAGGACAAGGACAAGGACAAGGAGAAAGAGAAAAGUAGCGAUCACAAAGACAAAAAAGAAACUUUUUUUUCUAAGAUCAAAAAGGAGAAAAAACUCCGACAGAAGGUGGAAGAUUCUGAGGCUAAGGAGAGCAAUGAUGAUGAGGAGAUGGAGAAGGAGAAAGAGAAGGAAAAAAGUAGCGACCACAAAGAGAAAAAAGAAAAUUUCUUCUCUAGAAUAAAGAAGGAGAAAAAACACCGACAAAAGGAGGAAGACGUCGAGCCCAAGGAGAGCAAUGAAGAUGAGGAGAAAGAGAAACAUAGCGAGAAGAAAGAAAAACAUAGGGAAAAGAAGGAGAAAAAACUUCGACAUAAGGAUAAAAAAGGUGACAAAUAUGUGCAAUUGGAGCAAAUGGGCGAACGCGAACCCUUUGAAAUUUAG
Molecule: messenger RNA, 948 nt
Organism: Salvia miltiorrhiza (redroot sage)
Lineage: Eukaryota; Viridiplantae; Streptophyta; Magnoliopsida; Lamiales; Lamiaceae
Exons: 1
Coding region: 1-948 (315 amino acids)
Source: RefSeq, a predicted model, not a curated record